Molecule: messenger RNA, 2538 nt
Organism: Microcebus murinus (gray mouse lemur)
Lineage: Eukaryota; Metazoa; Chordata; Mammalia; Primates; Cheirogaleidae
Source: RefSeq, a predicted model, not a curated record
UGGGCGUGGACGCGGCAGGUUGCAAGCGGGUUCUGGCAGCUGAGGUGGCUGGUUCGGCAGCUCCGGCUUAGUUGUGACAGUUGUGAUGUUUUUCUCCGAGGCCGGGGCCAGACCGCGGACGUGCGAAGCCAGCCCCUCGGAACACAGGAAGUGGGUGGAAGUAUUUAAAGCAUGUGAUGAAGAUAACAAAGGCUAUCUAAGCAGAGAGGACUUUAAAGUUGCUGUUGUAAUGCUGUUUGGGUACAAGCCCUCCAAGAUAGAAGUGGAUUCUUUGAUGUCUUCAAUAAAUCCAAGCACUUCUGGUAUAUUACUUGAGAGUUUUUUAAAUAUUGUAAGGAAAAAGAAGGAAGCUCAACUCUAUCGGAAUGAAAUAAGACACAUCUUCACAGCUUUUGACGUACACUAUCGUGGAUUUUUAACUUUGGAAGAUUUCAAAAAAGCAUUUAGGCAGGUGGCUCCCAAAUUACCAGAAAGGACUAUCCUUGAAGUGUUUAGAUUCUGGAAAAGGCCACAUGUUAACACAGUGAUGACAGCAGUAGAAGCUCCAUCGGUUGAGAUGCUCAGGACUCACAUGUCAGUCUCUAAAUCAACACCUUAUUUCAAGAAAGGCUCUGUUGGAUAUGGCUUAUAUGAACUUCAUGAUGCAAUUUUGAAUCAGUCUGUUGUCUUCUCCCAGGAUAUAACAUGUGACUCAUUGUAACUCCAGCUGCCUUAAGUGAUAAAAGGAAUUUGUUGACUCUCACAACUGAACCAUCCAGAGGUGGGAUUGGCUUUGGGUGUAAUUCCAUCGGACCCCAGGUUUAUUUUUCAGCCUUGCCCUUGCCUUGCACGGGAUAUGAUCUGGGACUGAGUCCCCUGUGACUGCGACACUGACUGCAGCAGCUCCAUGCCUCAAACCUACAACCUCAGCAACCUGAGCUGAGUAGAGAGUGCUACUAAGGAAGGACAGAAGUCCUGAGCUUCUCUCUAAGGUCAUGGGACAGCUGUGAGCUAAUGAUUAGGGCUGGCAAUGUCUGAUAAUCAGAGAACUAGUCACUGAGGGCAAGAAGUUGGCAUCCUGCUCAUUGGCACAGAACAACCUCUGGAGCUGUGGUGAGAUCCUUCCCUCCCAAAUCACGGAGAUCCUGGAGACCAAGAAUGGGGGCAAGGUCCCGAGGAUUCUAGGGAAGCACCAAACAAUGCCGAUGGCAUACAGGUAUUUGUAUUUUAUGCCUUAGGUUUAUUUGUGUAAUGUUAAAGAAAUGUGGGCAUCAACAAGCAGAUGGGAAAGGAAUCGUUUUUAGGGGACAGUGGGGCUAUCUGAGAGUCCCUGAGACUUGUUACUCCCCAGCCUUGCCCUCGAAACUCAUUCAUAUAGUCACUAAUUUGCUAGUAUGGCCCAGUUACCCAGUUAUUUUUAUUUCUGACACACACCUGUCCAAGGGAGGGUAUUUGAACCUGGGAGUCUGAAACAUUUAAAAUAAGCUAAAUAUGUGGGUAUCAGGGGUAGAAUUCAAUAAAUAUAUAGAUCCUAUUUGUUUAGGACAAUUAUGUGUUAUUUAGAACUAGUUAUUUUGCAAAAUUAAAUAGCGUUCCUCAUUUGCUGUAUUAGAAUAAUUUUAUAAACAGGAAUUUGGCAGGAGGGGGAAGGAAAGGCAAAUAAGGCUUAUCGGUUAAUGAAAGGUUUGGUGAUCUUUUGUUCUCUACAUUUCUUAAGUUUAAAGAGUUUUUUUAUUCAGGAUAAAAUUUUCAGUUUUUCUAAUGGCCAUGGUUUUAUUUCUUACAAUUUUUACUUGUCUAAAUAAUACAAGGCUGUAUUGAAUUUCUUCAGAAAUAUUUUUAAACUAGGCAAAAUAUAUAGCAUUUAAAAAUUUCAAUCCUAGGUCUUUUUUUCUCAACCAACUAUAUUCGUUAAUAUUCACAGAAUGUUAACAUAAAAUGAGCAUAUGCGUCCCCAUCAACAAACAUUUAUCAUGUGCAGGAAGAUUCCCAGUUGCUGGGGAUACAGAGAAAUAGAAGGCAUACUCGCUUUCCUCGGGGAACAACAUAUGAUCUAUUUGGAAAGAAAGGCAAAUGCAUGGAAAAUAAAAAGAAGCAGGCUAUUCAUUGCCUAGUGCCAGCAGGCAAGACAGCAGUAAGGAGUAUAGAAAACGGAACAAUUGCUAGGGUGAGGAGAGGAGGCCUGCCAGAGGGUGGGGGAGUCUCAGAUUUUGGCAAGGAAGGGGAGAACAUCCUAGGGCAUCAAGAAAGUUUGCUUUGGCAGUUGCAUUUUAUUCUGUUUUCCCUAACUGUAUUAUUAGAGCAUUUGCUUAAUACUAAUAUUUUCUUUAUUGCAUAAUAUUUCCUGUAGAAUUGUUAUGAGUUGUUAUAGAUCACUUCUGACCACCUGUGUAUUUUCCAAUCAUUUCUGUAAUGCAGGUGUCCUCAAACUAUAGCCCACGGGCCACAUGCGGCCCGAGGAGGACAUUUAUCGGGCCCACCCAGUAUUUUCGCUGACGCUGCCUGUCCUGCUUAGCAGCCAACUUGUCCCAGGCCCACAGUGCGCAUGUGUGGAAUGUG